GCGUUUGCGUUACUCGAGUUAAGGUCGAUAUUUGCUUUUGUGGUAUAUUUUAAAUAUCGAUGUCAGAAAGAAAGAAAAAAAAUUUUUCCUCCUAUUUUCUUUUAUAAAAGAAAAAAAAAAAAAUUAAUAAUAAUUCGGCUUUUUAAAUAGCAAAAAAUUUUGCAAAAUUUCGUGGAAAAAAAAUUUAAAAAAUAUACAAAAGAUUAUAACUUGAAAAAAAAAAAUUAAUUAUUUUAAUAUUUUCCUGUAUAUAAGUAAAAAAUUUACUUAUUCACAAUAAAAUUUGUGUGCAAUUAAAGCAAAAAAAAGAGAAAAAUUUCUUUUCAAAGUGGGGCUCUAAAAUAUUGAAAUUCUUGUAAUCCAAAAUAAGUAAUAUUUUGUGUGAAAAAUAUUUUCAAAAAAUUAUAAAUUUCGUAUAAAACAGAGUAUAAAUUAUUUGGGCCUAAUAUAGAAAUGUGUAAUUAAAACAAAACGAGAAAAUUAUAAAAAAAAAAUUUUCCAAUUUAUGGGAUUAAUAAAUUUAUAUUUGAAUAGAUUUCCUUAAUUGCUGCAAAGGAAUAUGGAAUAAAAUGUAAGUUUUAAGCCAUAAAUUUCGAACUUUUAUUCGGUUUUAUUCGAUUUUAAAUUUUAAAAUACUCGCGAUACUCAUACAAUAAACAUCAAAAUUCGACUAUUAAAAAUAAUAAUAAAAAUUUAAAAUAAUAAUUAUUAUUAAAAAAAAAAACAAAAAAAAAAGGCUAAUAAUAUUUUUAAUCUUCUAUAAUGAUAUUUAAUUAAAUGCCAUAAUAUAUAAAAAAAAUAAAUUUUAUCACAUAAAAAUAAAAAAAAUAUUAAAAAAAAAUAGAAUUUAAGGUGUGUAUGUAUAUAUAUAUAUAAUUAUUAUUAUUAUAUAAGUGUGUAUCUUAAGUGUUUUUGGUUUUUGCUUUUCUUAUCUUAAAAGAGUGCAUAAUAAUAAUUAUGAAGUAAAAAAUUUAAUUUAAAUUAUAAAAGAAGAUAAUAAAAUUAAAUUUAAAAGUAUAAAUAAAAAAUAAAUAAUGAUAUAUUAGAAAGAAAGAGAGAAAGAGAGAGAGAAAAAAUAAAAUAAAAUUAAAAUUAAUUGUGUCGAAAAUUAGAAAAAUUUGCAUAUAUAUAGGAGAAAUUAGUGGUAAUAAAAAAUAUAUUAUAUAAGUAAUACCUAAGGUGUAUAAAUUAGAAAAAAAAUUAAAAAUAAAAUAUAGAUAAAAAUUUUGUGAAAAGAAAUUUCAUAUAUAUAUAUAUAUAUAUAUAUACAUAUAUACACAUAAAUAUUUGUAGAAAAAAAUAAAUCUUAAUUAAUAUAACAAAAGAAAGAAAAAAAUAAAAAUCCAACAAUCAUGUUGGAUUUAAUAGCCGCUCUAAAUAAGCGCCAUAAUCCGCCGAAUUUUUAUAAUAAAAAUUAUAAUAAAAAUAGUUCCAUUAAUAUAAAAAAUAAUAAUAAAAAUCAUAAUAAUAUAAUUAUUAAAAAUAAUAAUAAGCGUGGCCAUAAAUUCUUAGUUUUAAAUAAUAAUAAUAAUAAAAAUAAUAUAAAUAAUAAUUAUAAUUAUAAUAAUUAUUUUAAAUAUUCAAUUAUAAUUUUAAUUGGAUUAAUUGCCAUAUUAAAUAAUUAUGCAAUAUUAAAAGUAAAUGCUGAAAUCGAUUUAAAUAAUAAUAAUAUUGAUCAAAUACAACAAGAUCAUUACAAAAAACAACAACAACAGCAACAACAACAAGAAGAAGAACAACAACAUGAAUCAUUUAUUGAAUCUUUGGCUAUAAUUACACCAAUCUCUAAAACAGUAUUUGAUGCAAGUGAUUCAAUAUUAACAUCAUCAUCAUCACCAUCAUCAUCAUCAUCAUCGUCGUUAUCACUUGAUACAUCAACAUCAUAUGAUUCAUCAUUAUUUUUAACAACAAAUACUUAUAUAACACUACCAUCAUCUGCAUUACCAUCAGUUUCACCAAUAUCACCAACGUUAUAUUCUUCAGAAAAUUCGAAAUAUAAUAUAAAUGAUGAUAAUGAAAAUAAUAAUUAUGAUAAUAUUGAUAUUAUAUUACAAAAAGAGAAACAGCAACAAAAUGAAAGACAACAGCAACAACAACAGCAACAACAUAAUUUUGUGUCGUUAGUCCUUCCACACGAUACAUAUCCUGGUUUUAGUAUUAAGAAAUUUCAUACAAUACCAAUUAAUGAUAAUAAUAUUAGUAAUUAUCAUUAUAAUAUUGAUAAUAUCAAUUUCAAUAAUAAUAAUAAAAAUAAUAAUAAUUCAUUUAAUGAUUAUGAAUUCAUUACAAAAUCAUCAUUAUCACAAUCAAUUGAAAUUAAUAAUGAUGAUAAUAAUAAAAAUCAAAAAUAUCAUCGUAAACAUCAAUCAUCUACAUUAUAUAAUAAAAAUUAUCGUUUACUUGAAACUGGAUUCUCAAAAUAUUUUACAAUGUUAGAUGAUGGUAUGGUUAUGACAACAUCUGAUAUAUCACCAUUAGUUAAUCGUCCUGUCAAUUUAAUUGUUGUUGAAGAAACACCAAAUAUAACAAAUACACAUCAUUUACAAUUAUUUGUAAUGCAUCGUGAUGAUAUGUUAAAAUUUCCAGGCGCAAAUUUAGAUAUUACAGGUGAAAUUAAAGAAAAUCAACCAUCUGGUACAAUUGUACGUGGUAUACCAUUAUUACAGGCAUUUUUUGGUAUUAAUAAUAAUGAAAUAACAAAAAGUAUUAAAUAUUCAAUAAUUGAUGGUAAUGAUGAUGAUUCAUUUGCAUUACAAGCAUCACAUGAUAAAUUAAAAUAUGCUGAUACAAUAAUAUUACAUGGUGAUAUUAAUAUUGGUGGUGUUUGGUUAGUAACAAAUCGUCCACUUGAUCGUGAACAAAAAAAUUCUUAUGAUCUGUCAAUUCAAGCAUCUGAUUUAGAUGAUUUAGAUAAAACAAUAACAAAAAUAAAAAUUACAAUACUUGAUGAAAAUGAUAAUCGGCCAAUAUUUUUACAUAAUAUGUAUAAAUUUUCGAUAGCUGGUGAAAAAUCAAAAGAUUUAAUAAAUUAUGAUCAACAAUAUCAACAAAUAAAAUCAACAAUUAUAAAUAAUAAUAAUAGUAAUACAGAAUCACCAACAAUAUGGAAACGUUUUACAAUAUUGGGUAAAGUUGAAGCAAAAGAUAAUGAUGGUGAUAAAAUUGCAUAUCGUUUAAAAUCACCAAGUAAUACAAUUAUAAUUGUACCACAAACUGGUGAAUUAAUGUUAGUUGAACAACCACCAUAUGGUAAAAAUGAAUUAUUAAUUGAUGUUAUUGCACAUGAUUUACGUAUACCAAGUUUAGAAAGUAUUGAACCAGCUAAAGUUUUAAUUGAAUUUCUUGAACCAGAACCAUUAUCAUUUAUGAUGCAAUAUUUAAAUCAUGAUGAUAUUAAUCAGCAUACACAUCAUCGUGAAAAACGUAGAGUAACGCGCGCUGUACGUCCAACAAAACGUAUUGAAUUUACUGAAGCUGAUGGUGAUACCGAAGGUAAAUCAGUAUUUCAAUUAGAAAAAGAAACGGAUCGUGAAACAUUUAAAAUACGCGAUGAAAAUCCAUGGGUAACUGUUGAACCUAAUGGUGCUGUUAGAGUUAAAAAGAAGUGGGACUAUGAAGAAUUAGGUCCUGAAAAAACAAUUGAUUUUUGGGUUAUAAUUACAAAUGCAGGCCAUAAUGCUGGCGGCCUAAAAUAUACUGACAAUCAACGAGUUAUUAUACAUGUUAAAGAUGUUAACGAUGAACCUCCAUAUUUUAUUAAUAGACCAUUACCAAUGCAAGCUGUUGUACAAUUAAAUGCACCACCAAAUACUCCAGUAUUUACGUUACAAGCACGUGAUCCAGAUACUGAUCAUAAUAUACAUUAUUUUAUUGUACGUGAUCGUACUGGUGGUAGAUUUGAAGUUGAUGAAAGAUCUGGUGUGGUGAGAACUCGUGGUACCGACCUCUUCCAACUUGAUAUGGAAUAUGUAUUAUAUGUUAAAGCUGAGGAUCAAAAUGGUAAAGUUGAUGAUCGUCGGUUCCAGAGUACACCAGAAGAACGUUUAUCAAUUGUUGGUGGUAAACGUGCACCACAAUUUUAUAUGCCAAGCUAUGAAGCUGAAAUACCUGAAAAUCAAAAGAAAGAUUCAGAUAUAAUCUCUGUGAAAGCCAAAUCUUUUGCUGAUCGUGAAAUUCGUUAUACAUUAAAAGCACAAGGACAAGGUGCUGGUACAUUUAAUAUUGGACCAUCAUCUGGAAUUGUUAAAUUAGCUAAAGAAUUAGAUUUUGAAGAUUUACGUCAACCACAUGUUUAUUCAUUAAUAGUUACGGCCACUGAAGAUUCAGGCGGUUUUUCAACUUCUGUUGAGUUAACUAUUCGAGUAACAGAUGUUAAUGAUAACGCACCAAAAUUUGAGUUACCAGAUUAUCAAGCACAUAAUGUUGACGAAGAUAUUCCUUUGGGUACUAGUAUCCUGAAAGUAAAAGCUAUGGAUUCUGAUUCGGGUGCUAAUGCUGAAAUUGAAUAUCUUGUAUCUGAUGAUCAUUUUGCAGUUGAUUCAAAUGGAAUUAUUGUUAAUAAUAAACAAUUGGAUGCUGAUAAUAAUAAUGCAUAUUAUGAAUUUAUAGUAACAGCAAAAGAUAAAGGUGAACCAUCAAAAAGUGGUACAGCAACUGUAAGAGUUUAUACAAAAAAUAAAAAUGACGAAGAACCAAAAUUCUCACAACAAGUCUAUACACCAAAUGUCGAUGAAAAUGCUGGACCAAAUACACUUGUAACAACAGUUGUUGCAUCCGAUAAAGAUGGUGAUAAUGUACGUUUCGGUUUUGUUGGUGGUGGUACAAAUGCUGGACAAUUUGUUAUUGAAGAUAUUACCGGUGUAAUACGAUUACAUAAUAAAGCUAUAACAUUAGAUCGUGAUAAAUAUGAAUUGAAUGUAACUGCUAUGGAUGAUGGAUCAUGUUGUGUUAAUGGUGACCAAACAAUUCAUACAUCAACGGCUGUUGUUGUUGUUUUUAUAACGGAUGUUAAUGAUAAUAAACCAGUUUUCAAAGAUUGUGGCACUUACUAUCCAAAAGUUGAAGAAGGUGCACCAAAUGGAAGUCCUGUAAUUAAAGUACAAGCUACUGAUGAGGAUAAAGGUGUAAAUGGACAGGUGAAAUAUUCUAUUGUACAACAACCAAAUCAAAAAGGUACAAAAUUCACUGUUGAUGAAGAAACUGGUGAAGUAUCAACAAAUAAAGUAUUCGAUCGUGAGGGUGAUGACGGUAAAUUUGUAUCAGUAACAGUUAAAGCAACAGAUCAAGGUGAACCAAGUUUAGAAGGUGUAUGCUCAUUUACAGUCGAAAUUACUGAUGUUAAUGAUAAUCCACCAUUAUUCGAUAGACAGAAAUAUGUUGAAAAUGUUAAACAAGAUGCAAGUAUUGGUACAAAUAUAUUACGUGUUUCAGCAUCCGAUGAAGAUGCUGAUAAUAAUGGAGCAAUUGUAUACAGUUUAAGUGCACCAUACAAUCAUAAUGAUCUUGAAUAUUUUGAUAUUCAAGCUGAAUCUGGUUGGAUUGUGUUAAAGAAACCUCUUGACGGAUGCUACCCUCAGCGUGAUAGAUAUCGUUUGAGGGUUCGUGCCUCUGAUAAAGGUGAACCACCAUCAUAUGCAGAUGUUGAUGUUGAAUUAGAUGUUGUUGAUCGUAAUAAUAAACCACCAAUUUGGGACAAAAACAUUUAUGGCCCCAUUCACAUUAAAGAAAAUGUCACUGUUGGUACGGUUGUAACAUCGAUUAAGGCAAGCUCUGGUAUUGAAGGAAAUCCAACAGUAUUUUAUCGACUUAUGCCAGGUUCAACAGCACAAACAAAUAAAAUGCAUACAUUCUAUCUGCAACAGAGACCGGAUAAUGGUGAUACUUGGGCUGAUAUAAAAGUUAAUCAUCCGCUGGAUUUUGAAAGUAUAAAAGAAUAUAAUCUAACCAUAAGAGUUGAGAAUAAUGGUGCCCAACAAUUGGCCUCUGAAGCAACUGUAUAUAUUAUGCUUGAAGAUGUUAACGAUGAAAUUCCAUUGUUUACUGAACGUGAACAAGAAACAGUACUUGAAGGUGAACCAAUUGGAACGAAAGUAACACAAGUUAAUGCUAUCGACAAAGAUGGUACAUUCCCAAAUAAUCAGGUUUACUAUUAUAUUGUUGAUUCACCACGUAAUGAAGGUAAAGAAUUUUUUGAAAUAAAUCUUCAAAGUGGUGAAAUCUUUACAAAAACUGUAUUCGAUCGUGAAAAGAAAGGAGCAUAUGCAUUAGAAGUUGAGGCAAGAGAUGGUGCACCAUCGGCCAGACCAAAUAGUAAUGGACAACCAAAUUCAGGUUAGUGAUAAUUUUUCAACUCACCUAUUAAAUUGUAAGUACAUAUACAUAUACUUUAUCUAUUAAAUAUGGAAUUAAUAAUGUGUAAUGGGAAUAAUAUUCUCCCAAUAAUUUACCUCAUAUUUUUAAUUG
This is a messenger RNA of Condylostylus longicornis, 6462 nucleotides long. RefSeq names its product neural-cadherin-like. The coding region runs from base 1353 to 6335 and encodes 1660 amino acids. The transcript has 14 exons. The record is from RefSeq and is a predicted model, not a curated record. Gene Ontology annotation, cellular component: plasma membrane; cell-cell junction. NCBI's taxonomy places the organism in Eukaryota, Metazoa, Arthropoda, Insecta, Diptera, Dolichopodidae. Gene Ontology annotation, biological process: homophilic cell-cell adhesion. Gene Ontology annotation, molecular function: calcium ion binding.